CUUAGACUUUCUGACAUGUCACUCUGUAUAAGGACCGGAUUUUACCGCCAAGAGAUCAACAAAACAGUUUGGGAUGUACAGGAAAGAUACCGAGAUCUCAUCCAAGUGGGUACCGGCGCGUACGGAACAGUUUGCUGUGCUAUCGACAGGAAGACAGGUAUACGUGUUGCUAUCAAGAAACUCCAUCGACCCUUCCAGUCUCGACUGUUUGCCAAGAGAGCUUACAGAGAACUCAGACUAGUCAAACACAUGAAACAUGAGAAUGUCAUUGGACUGUUAGAUGUCUUCACAGCUGAAUUAUCCCUGGACCGGUUCCAUGACUUUUAUUUAGUGAUGCCAUUCAUGGGCACUGACCUUGGGAAGCUCAUGAAGAUGGAAAGAUUGUCUGAAGACAGAGUGCAGUUUCUUGUGUAUCAAAUGCUCAGGGGGCUGAAGUAUAUUCAUUCGGCUGGGAUCAUUCACAGAGAUCUAAAACCUGGGAACUUGGCUGUAAAUCAGAACUGUGAGCUGAAGAUUCUGGAUUUUGGUCUGGCCAGGCAGGCAGACUCACAGAUGACGGGUUACGUGGUGACCAGGUGGUACAGAGCGCCUGAAGUCAUCCUGAACUGGAUGCACUAUUCACAAACAGUUGACAUCUGGUCAGUCGGAUGCAUCAUGGCAGAGAUGCUUCUUGGAAAGCCACUCUUCAAAGGAAAUGAUCAUUUGGACCAGUUGAGAGAAAUUAUGAAAAUCACAGGGACACCGGCACAGGAUUUCAUCGUGAAACUCCAGAGCCAGGAUGCCAAAAACUACAUUAGAAGUUUGGCAAAAGUGCCAAAGAAAGACUUGCACUCAAUUUUCUUUAAAGCCAGUUCAGAUGUGGUGAGUGCCAUGGACAAGAUGCUUGUGUUGGACCCUGACAAGCGUGUGAGUGCUUCCAUGGCUCUGGAGCUUCCCAUGUUUUCUGACUUUCGAGAGCCUGAAGAAGAGACUGAGGCGUUGCCCUACGACCACUCCAUGGACAAUGCUGACCUGACGCUCGAGCAGUGGAAACGUCACACUUUUACAGAGAUCCUGUCCUUCCAGCCACCGAUCAUAGAUCUCAGAGACUCCAAAGACACUUCUCUCUGACUGGACACAAACACACACACACACACACACACACACACACACACACACACACACACACACACACACACACACACACACACACACACACACACACACACACACAUAUGCACAGUUGAAAUGAAAAAAAAAAUAAUAAUAAUGCCAUUCAAAUGACAUGAAUGCUAGAAAACAGUGAGAAUUAUAUUUUGUAUACAGAUUGUUUGUGUACUUCCUGUAGCUUUAUAUUUUUAUUACUUAGA
This is a messenger RNA of Tachysurus fulvidraco (yellow catfish), 1349 nucleotides long. It is a transcript of the gene mapk12b, whose product is annotated as mitogen-activated protein kinase 12b. Gene Ontology annotation, molecular function: ATP binding; MAP kinase activity. Bases 16 to 1110 code for a protein of 364 amino acids. Gene Ontology annotation, biological process: intracellular signal transduction; protein phosphorylation. Lineage: Eukaryota; Metazoa; Chordata; Actinopteri; Siluriformes; Bagridae. The transcript has 12 exons. Gene Ontology annotation, cellular component: nucleus; cytoplasm. The record is from RefSeq and is a predicted model, not a curated record.